Lepisosteus oculatus (spotted gar) is the source of this 4571-nucleotide messenger RNA. The record is from RefSeq and is a predicted model, not a curated record. NCBI's taxonomy places the organism in Eukaryota, Metazoa, Chordata, Actinopteri, Semionotiformes, Lepisosteidae.
GGUAUGGAGGAGUUCCACUGACUUGUAAGCUUCCAGAUGUUCAAAUAGAAUCGUUGACGACCCUUUGAUUUAAGCCUGGAGUUCAAAUAAGGAACAAUGUCCGAGCUGGGGGAGUUCCGCUGUCAGAACUGCAACAUGGUUUUCCGUUCGCCAGGCCUGCUGGAAAAACACAGGAAACAUUUUUGCAUCGGCAGCGAUAUCGGGGACCCCUUUCUCUUACACCGCAGAUACGCGGAAUCCCUGGAGAAGGACGAGAGAAACAGAUACUCCUGGAGAGGAAGGGAGCCCCUCAGGACACAGACCCCAGACUUCAUAAGGUUCCACAGGCUGAGGGUGUCCCUUGAGGAGAGCAUGCCCACUCUCCCCACCUGGGCUGAGAGGGCCGAGAGAGAUCAUGCGAACACAUGGGCCCAGCCUGGACCCAGCAUGAGCCCACGGAGGAACUGGGAACACAUGGAACGAGUACGAGAGGUGGCAGAGACACAUGGCCGACACCUAGCGGAUAUCCAGGCCCGGAACCAUGAGCUGGAGCUGCAGAGAGAAGAGAUUCAGCAAAGGCUGUCUGAGCUCUCAGCCAAGGACAGUGCUGCAGGCCACAUUGAGGGCAUGCUUCAGGAGCUGAGAGCCCAGGAGGAGAGGAAUGAGUGGGCACUGCACGAGCUGAGAGAGCAGAUCGAAGCACUGCACGGCCAGCAGGGGACUAAAGCAGCUCCUCCCCAGGCCGAAACCACCAACCCUAUAAUUCUACAAGGCAAGAAGGAACAGCACCAGCAUAUCUCUUUUGAUUUCAUUGCAUCUGGAGACGGCCCCCUGUCCACUCAGAUCAGGGCUCUAAGGCUGGCCUAUAUGCAGUCUGGUGGUGCUGAUCCUGCGAUUCUGGCCCAGAUGCAUGACCUGCAGGCAGAAGCACACACCCUGGAACGGGCCGGGCCCAAAGCGGAACACCGGCAAAAAAAGAGGAGAGGGGAAUUCCGCCCACAGGGGCUGGACUCGGAGCUGCUGGCUGUGGAGCGCGAGAACCAACGUCUGGAGGAGGAGAUCCUGAGACUGCAGCUGAACCGGGAGAGACGGGGGGAGGAGGAGGCGACUGGCGCAGCCCUCCUGGAGAUGCAGGGAGAGCACGUGCGCCAGGUGGCGGCUGUGCAGCGGGAGAUCGAGAGUCUCCGGAGAGACCUGGAGAGAGCCCCCCGCUGCGGAGGGCCGCCUCCCCCUCCCCCCCCGCCCCCUCUCCUCCUGCCUCCCACUCUGCGUGCCCCUGGGAGACUCGGGCACCCCCUUGCACCCCCGGUCACGGAAGCAGCGAGGCCUCAGACCCCCUUGAUAGGCACACAUGUCCUGGACCCCCUUGAAGCCCUGGGCCCAGCACCAUACGACCCUGAGGCGGGGUUUGUGAUCUUCUAUGACUUCAUCCUGGGCCUGGAGCCCACUCUGCGGAUGGCACGCCUGGUUGUGGGACUCUACUCUGGGGGCCAGAAAAUGGGCAGGCCGUCGCCCCUGCCAGUGGUGUACUGUGAAGCAGGAGGGGCAUUGCCUUAUGUCACUGGCGGGCACCAAGGAAACAUUGCCACCCUGUCUGUCAAGCAGCCUGUGCCCAGGGUGCACCCAUCCCCCUCUAUAAAUCUAGUGGUAGAGCUUCAAGCUGCGGGAGGCUUCAACGCCUAUGGGCAGGAGGUCCAUCGGCUUUUGUCGAGGGGCUGGGCCCGACUGGACCUGUUCGACCAGCACAACCGGGUCCUGAGCGGCUUCUGGAAGGUUCCAUUCCGAGCUCUGCCGCUAGGUGGGGCGGAACUGUACCUGAGAGUGGUCAAUGCCCGAGACGGAGAUGUGCAGGCCCUGGCCAGAAUUGACCCUGGUUAUGCCAGCCAGUACAAGUACCCUUCUCUGGUGGCUAUCCGCCCAGUGGCCCAUGUGGAGAGCCCGCCCACUGUCCUCACUUCCUUUCAUCCUUCGGCCAAUCACUACCUUUCCCUCCCUCCUCCCACAGAUCAUGUGGACCCUCCUCCCCCCAUGGAGGGGUCCAGUCAGAGUGUGGCAGAGACGCCAGCAGGUCCCGGACCCUCAGGUGGGGUGGGCUUCAUCGUGGACAGAGUGAAAGGGGCUCCUCUGGGGUUCGGCAGCCUGCGACUGACAGGGUAUAGCCAGAGAACCGGCAAGGUGAUUGUAUGCAGGAGCAGAGGUAUACUGUGUUUCACCUCCACUGUCAGCUCUUCCAUCAAACAUGGGGACUUCAUCUUCGGAGAACAGGAGAUUCUCUUCUCCAGCCUGCGGCCUGAGGCGGACAUGGUUCUGUUUGUGCGUUUCUACCACUGGCCCAGUGGGAGCUCCCUGACAGGAGAGGCCCCCAGGGGCCCGAAGAAGGAGGAAGAAGGGGUGUCAGGGAGCCUGGCUGAGCGAGAGGAGUGCAUUGUGGCCUGGGGAGUCCUGAGGCUUACCCGCCCUGCAGCCCGGCCGCAGAAGAGUCCAGGAAGAGGGAAAGAGGUCUGGAACACUGGCACUCACUCGGUACCCCUCUUCCAUGUGCCAGCACCCCCGGCCCUCGCCCUCAACGCACUGCCCGCAGAACGCCUUGUAGAGCCCUUUGAGCCCUAUGGUGAUACGUCAGUUCGCCUGCACAUCUACAGCGGAGACCGACCUCAGUCUCCCUUCCCCCCCGAGUCCCCCAUCCACCUCUUUGCCCCCCAGGACUGGCCUCAGGUGGCUUACAUCAACUGCAAGAGAGAGCUUCCUCCCGCGCGGCCCUUCCUUUCUGGGGAUGGGCUGGACCUGUACCUCGACGGGGCUCGCUUCCUGCCCGACGGCGUGACCAUCAGUAGAGUGACCGGCCGCAUCUUCGACCGCCACUACAACCAAGUGGGGCCUGAGAUCUCCACUGGGAUUGACCUAGACAGUAACAUCUUUGAACCGGUAUACGGUGAACGGGUAGAAAUUCGCAGCCCCAGCCUGCCCCCCUCGGCCACUCUCUUACUGAAGGUCUAUACUGUUGACCGGUUCACCCUGAAGUUGGUACUGAUCGGCUGGGCUGCUCUGGGUCUCUUUGUGGAGUCCGGCAGUGAGACUCAGCCUAACCUGGAUACUGCAGGACUGCAGAUCUCAUUAAAUGAAGGGGGACAUCAGCUCAGACUGUACCACAAUGGCCCUGACCCCGACAAGCCCCUGUCCACCAGCGCACUGAGUACGCAGGGCAGGUAUGUGCCCUGUGCGACUCUGCUGGUGCGUCUGGUGAGAGCCCCCGUGGACAAUAAUGGACAAACCCUGAUGCGCAGUACUGUGCCCGAGGCAGACUGGGAGAGACUGGGGCUGUUCCUGCCCCGGCCAGGGUACUCCGAUGGGGGGUAUUAUUCCCAUUCUGCCAAACCAAGCCAGGGAGAGGCCUGCCUGCUCUCAGCCAUGAGCAACAGAUCUGUUGUCCUGGUCCGAGAGAUUGUCUUCCUCAUUGCUGGGAGUCAGGGAGCAGAACUUAAGUCUGAUACAGAGAUCCAUGGUUGGAUCAGACAGAAACUGAGCCGCAUGAUAGACAGCAAACCCUUGCCUUUUAACCUGAGCUUGGUGUCACGGUAUCUCAGCUCCUUUGGGGUGAAGGUGUCACUGGACAGGGGGCUGAACCUGCCCUGGUCAGCCUUCACACUAGCGCUCUGCUCCUUCACCCCCCCAGGCGCAUUUUACCGUGGAGCAUCGUGGGUAAAAUACGAUAAACCUGCUGUUUUCCAGGAGCUGGACUUUAACAGUGGCCAGAGUGCCCCCCAGUGGCUUGAUGGGUUUAAGUGUUUCCCCAGAAGGAGGCACCACCCACAAUUGACAGUGAUUAUCCACCUGCACGAGGUGUCUGUGAAAGUCCAGAGUGAGACCCUCACCUACAGUCUGGGAGGCCAAGCCUGGGCAGCCCUGCCUGUCUUUACCCAGGGGUACUGCAACACUGACCGCUAUCAGAUACCACUCUACCAAGGCGCCCCAUCACAGGAUGUGCUCAAAGCACUGGCUCAGGGAGACUGCCACAGCAUCCUUGAAGACCUGAGACAAAAGAAUCAGGUGCAGCUGCUGAGGGGGGCUUCCGUGUUUGUGCGGAUCGCAGAUGGAAGGAGAGACGAGGAGCUGGCGCUCUGCGGCGACAAGGACACUAACUUAUCCCAGCUGCCCUCUGCUCAGAGAGACUUCUAUAGUCCCCAGCCCAGCAAAGCACCCCUCUCCCAGCUGAUUCCUCCUGCGUACCUGUGGGAUCAGUUCUCCCAUCAGCUGUCUGCCCGAUUCAAACAGCUAAUUUACCAGUCCCUGGAAACUGGAUCUAAAGAAACUGGUCCACUGCGGCUUCAUCUCGGGCAGGAAGAGAGCAGCGAUUAAGCCAGCUCCAUGGACAAACCCUGAUCCUACAUCAGCCCUUCUACCUCCCAGGAACCCGUUUCCAUUAAUAUGAUAAAGGACCAAGAAACUGCAAAAUCAAGUUAUUUUUGAUCCAACUAAGUGGAUUAAAUAAAGGACUAGUGUCCAAUAUUAAGUAUUACCACAUCUGCAUAUUAAACCCAUUCACAAAUACCUUGAACAUUUUGUAAUGACCAGUUACAAUAAAAAGUAGUUUU